AUGAGCUAUUCAACUUAUGCCCCAACAUUUAAAGUUCCAGAAGGUUUUCCAGAGCUUUUAGCAGAAUUAACAACAGAGAUUCUUCGAGAACAACCAGUAGACGCUACAGGAACAUAUAAAUUCUGUUAUGAAUUCUUCCUUCGCAAACAGCAGGAACAACAAAAUGGCGGACAACAACCAGAAGCUACCGAAUAA
Molecule: messenger RNA, 195 nt
Organism: Trichomonas vaginalis G3
Lineage: Eukaryota; Parabasalia; Trichomonadida; Trichomonadidae
Exons: 1
Coding region: 1-195 (64 amino acids)
Source: RefSeq, a predicted model, not a curated record